GAGGAGCUGCUGCUGCUGGCGCUGACACACAGACAGAGGCAGCCCGGAGCGACGGACAGCCCAUAAUAAACACAGCAGAUCUGCUGUAACCGACCUGAAUACAUGCAGUAAUGUGGACAAUACUGUUAAUAAAACAUGGUGACAAUAUAGACAAGCAGACUGACAUUCCUGACAGCAGUAAAACACCAUCAUCAUCAUCAUCAUCAUCAUCCAUCACAGAGAGCUGAUGGCCGGUAAGGUGAAGUGGGUGACGGACAUUGAGAAGUCUGUGCUGAUCAAUAACUUUGAGAAGAGAGGAUGGAUCCAGGUGACGGACAGCGAAGACUGGAACUUCUACUGGAUGAGCAUCCAGACCAUCCGCACGGUGUUCAGCGUGGACACGGGCUACCGGCUGACGGACGAUCAGAUGGUGAACCACUUCCCCAACCACUACGAGCUGACGCGCAAAGACCUGAUGAUCAAGAACAUCAAGCGCUACCGCCGAGAGCUGGAGAAGGAGAACAGCGCGCUCGCCGAGAAGGACGACAGCGGAAAAUACAUCUAUCUGGAUUUCGUGCCGGUGACGUUCAUGCUGCCGGCGGACUAUAACCUGUUCGUGGAGGAGUUCCGCAAGAGUCCGUCCAGCACCUGGAUCAUGAAGCCCUGCGGGAAAGCCCAGGGCAAAGGCAUCUUCCUCAUCAACAAGCUCUCGCAGAUCAAGAAGUGGUCCCGCGACAGCCGCACGUCCACGUUUGUGGCGGCGAACAGUGGGAAGGAGGCGUACGUGAUCUCGCUGUACAUCGACAACCCUCUGCUGAUCGGCGGGAAGAAGUUUGACCUGCGGCUCUACGUGCUGGUCACCACCUACCGGCCGCUCAAGUGCUACAUGUAUAAACUGGGCUUCUGCCGCUUCUGCACUGUCAAAUACACCCCCAGCACCAGCGAACUGGACAACAUGUUCGUGCACCUCACCAACGUGGCCAUCCAGAAGCACGGCGACGACUAUAAUCAUGUGCACGGGGGGAAGUGGACGGUCAGUAACCUGCGUCUGUAUCUGGAGAGCACGCGCGGACCCGACGUCACCAACCACCUGUUUGACCAGAUACACUGGAUCAUCGUGCAGUCGCUCAAAGCUGUGGCUCCUGUCAUGAACAACGACAAGCACUGCUUCGAGUGUUACGGCUAUGACAUCAUCAUCGACGACAGACUGAAGCCCUGGCUGAUCGAGGUGAACGCGUCUCCGUCUCUGACCUCCAGCACUGCUAAUGACCGCAUCCUGAAGUAUAACCUGAUCAACGACACGCUGAACAUCGUCACCCCGAACGCAGAGAUCCCCGACUGCCGCUGGAACCGCAGCCUGCCCAAAGAGGCCCUCGGCCACUACCAAGUGCUGUAUGAUGAGGAGCAGGCUCUGAGCGAGAGCACAGAGCGAGAUCUCCGCAGCCGCUCGGGUCACUCUUUGGGGUCAAAGAGCACGAGGCAGAGCGGGGUCAGACCUUUCCCAGCCACCUGGAAGUGAACACACACACACACACUCAUACACACACAUACAGAGAGACGCUGCUGCUCCUGCAUGACUGGAGGACACUGAUGAUCAGCUGUCUGGACUCUUCGUCUGUGUGUGUGUGUGCGUGUGUGUGUGUGUGUGUGUAUUUGAGAGAGGCGGUGCUGUGAUAUUGGUGCAGUAUACUGAUCAGGCGUGAUGGUAAACACCUGACAGCAGACAACAGCAGAGCCAGUGAAGUGUGAUGUACUGUACAGUAUCUUCCAUGAGGACUGCAGGAGUACCUGAGGUGUAGACACUUUCAGAAGCUGUAAAUAAGAGGAAUAAAGUCUCUAAGAGAG
Messenger RNA from Danio rerio (zebrafish), 1824 nucleotides. NCBI's taxonomy places the organism in Eukaryota, Metazoa, Chordata, Actinopteri, Cypriniformes, Danionidae. The record is from RefSeq and is a predicted model, not a curated record.